Molecule: messenger RNA, 2067 nt
Organism: Fragaria vesca subsp. vesca
Lineage: Eukaryota; Viridiplantae; Streptophyta; Magnoliopsida; Rosales; Rosaceae
Product: probable inactive leucine-rich repeat receptor-like protein kinase At1g66830-like
Exons: 2
Coding region: 1-2067 (688 amino acids)
Biological process (GO): protein phosphorylation
Molecular function (GO): protein kinase activity; protein binding; ATP binding
Source: RefSeq, a predicted model, not a curated record
AUGGUUUUAGUGCAAGUGCUUCUCCUGGUUUUGCUUGCAUUCAACUCUCCGGCAUUUGUAAGCUGUGUAAAUGAAGAAGGAUUAGCACUGAUUUCAUUCAAAGAAUCGUUAACUGAGUACGCCGAAGGCUCUCUCCGUAGCUGGAACUCUUCAGACCAAACCCCAUGUUCAUGGAAUGGAGUUACAUGCACACAAGAUAAAGUUGUAUCUCUCAGUCUUCCAUACAAGAAUCUUUCUGGGAUUUUCCCUCCUGCUCUUGGGAACCUCUCUGCUCUCUGCCGUCUGAACCUGAGAAACAACGGGCUCUUCGGAAGACUGCCAUUGGAAUUUUUCAAUGCAAAGGAGCUCCAGAGUGUGGUACUAUCAGGAAACUCAUUAUCCGGGUCUGUCCCAGAUGAGAUACAGAUGCUCAGUUACCUACAAACACUAGAUCUCUCACAGAAUUCCUUCAAUGACUCGAUACCUUUAUCUAUAGUUCGGUGCAGGAGACUAAAGAGUCUUGUCCUUGCUCAAAACCAUUUCUCUGGUUCCCUUCCAGAUGGUAUCACCAGUUUGGCAAAUCUUCAAAAGCUCAACAUUUCAUUCAACAAGCUCAGUGGUUCCAUCCCCAAGGGCAUUAGCAACUUGUGGAAUUUGAGAUCAACUCUUGACAUGUCUCACAACUUGUUUAAUGGUACUAUCCCAGCAAGCCUAGGAAACCUUCCUGAGAGAGUUUACAUUGAUCUCAGUUACAACAAUCUCAGUGGACCAAUUCCUCAGGUUGGAUCUCUAAUCAAUCAAGGACCAACAGCUUUUGUAGGCAAUCUUUUUCUCUGUGGACCGCCGAUGAAGAUCUCAUGUUCUUUUAGUACUGAAGACUCAAAUUUCCAGUCCUUGUUUCAUAAUCCGCUUCAUAAUUCAAGUCGGAGCAGCAACUCUAGUACAUCUACGGUGUUCUUUGUCAUUUCAGGUAUCAUUCUUGGGAUUUGUCUUUCUGGCCUAUUGUUCUCCAAAUGGUAUAAGAACUGUGCUUGUAAAGUCAGUCAACAUUUUGAACAGAAACUUAUCCCUACAAAGGACUUGCUCUGCUUUGCAAAACAUAGUUCGGAGUAUCCAGGACAUUACCAAUUUGUGAAACUGGUCAUGCAUGUCAAUUUAGAUCUUGACAAACUGCUGAAAGCCUCUGCUUUCCUUCUUGGUAAGAGUAGAACUGGGAUUGUGUAUAAAGUUGUUCUUGAAGAUGGACGAACCUUAGCAGUGAGAAGACUUGGAGAUCAAGGUUCCCAGAGGUUCAAGGAAUUUCAAACAGAAAUUGAAGCAAUUGGAAAGAUGAAGCAUCCAAAUAUCACCACUCUUUUGGCAUAUUUCUGGUCAAUAGAUGAGAAGCUGCUUGUAUAUGAUUACAUUCCGAACGGUGACCUUGCUACUGCAAUUCAUGGAAAAGCAGGCAUGGUAUCCUUCACACCCCUUUCUUGGCCUGUACGUCUCAGAAUCAUGAUAGGCGUGGCAAAAGGUUUGGCUUAUAUUCAUGAGUAUAGUCCCAGAAAAUAUGUCCAUGGAGACAUGAGGCCUAGCAAUGUACUUCUUGGACCAAACAUGGAACCCCAUAUCUCCAAUUUCGGACUCGGUCGCCUCGCCAAAGUAACCGAAGAAUCCCUAUCCUUUCAACCUGAACAAAUCACAACUGACACAUCAUCACUUCAGAAUUCUCCUUAUGUGCAGAGGAGGGCAAGCUCAAUGGCGGCAGCAGGACCUUGCUACAAUGCUCCUGAAGCCACUAAAGUUGCCAAGCCAUCCCAGAAAUGCGAUGUGUACUCAUUUGGGGUGAUAAUGCUGGAGAUGAUUUCUGCAAAAAUGCCAUACAUCAGAACUGGUUCUCUAGAUGUUGAUUUAGUUGAAUGGUUUCAGAUCAGCAUUGAGGAAAGGAAUCCAGUGCAUGAUGUAUUAGAUCGGUUCUUAGCUCCGGAUGUGGACAUGGAAGAGGAAAUUGUUGCAGUAAUGAAGAUUGCUCUUGCUUGUGUUGCUGAGGUCCCUGAAAAAAGACCUUCUAUGAGGGGUGUCUGUGAUAACUUGGCCAGAUUGGCCUAA